This is a messenger RNA of Sycon ciliatum, 1047 nucleotides long. RefSeq lists its product as uncharacterized. Bases 106 to 852 code for a protein of 248 amino acids. The record is from RefSeq and is a predicted model, not a curated record. Lineage: Eukaryota; Metazoa; Porifera; Calcarea; Leucosolenida; Sycettidae. The transcript is spliced from 3 exons.
GCUAGGAACUAUCGACGUGGAGAAACUGGUUUGGACGAGCAAGCGCAGGCGCACGCAAAGAAUUCCCGUUCGCACAGCACGCAAAGUCAAAGGAACAGCACGAGAAUGCCGGCGCGCAAUUCCGUCAGUGGUGGAAAGAAUACGACCCAAGAACGAGAGGAAUGCCUCGAACUGCACCCAACGCCAAGCGACGAGAUGGCAGUCGAGGGGGUACCGACUCCUCCGUCAUCUCCCCCCGCAUCCCACCACCGAAAAAGCAACCGCCAGAGGACAAGCACGACAAAGUUCGACCCAAGCCACGAGCGAAAGCCCCGGCAGCAGAAGUGGCGACCAGCGCUACUCCGCACGCCAGUACAAAAGCUGAGAAGAGCAAAAGAGAGGAGCCAACUCCCGGCGAUGCGCCUAGACCCAAACGCAAGAAACUUCACGGGGUACAACGAGCAGAUGAAGCACCGGACAAGGUACAACCAAGUGAGAAGACCGGAACCAAACGAGGAAGGGAUGCUGCUACCAAACGUCGUCACAGCGACGGGAUUCCACGGACAGCAGUACAUCGACGUAUACGACGCAGCCAGGAGCUUCGCACACACGCCUUCCGAUCAAAUUCAGACCUGUAUCGCUAUCAACAGCAACACGGAAAUCACGACCCUCCACGACCUGUACACGGCCACCAGCUGGAAGGAACGAGCCCUUCGCAUCAACAACCACAGAGAAGUGAUGUCGAGCCACAAGGCAUUGUCGGAAGAGCUUACGGAGCUGCGGCGAUUGCACACUUCAGUCUCUUCAGACCUGCACCGGAUGCACAGGGACAUCACAGCGCUAUCGCAGUUAGAGGCGUUCCGAGCGCGCUGAGCGCGCUACCGUGAGUCAGUCAUGGAUAUGACUAUACCAGGCGGCCCGCAAGAAGGCGUGGUCCGGCUGAUGAAAGCAUCACAAACGCUAGAAGGCGGCCGCACUGUGUACAAAACCCAGCCUGCUGCUAUUGACCCUGUUGCCGACCCCAUCAAUUACGACCCCAAUUGGCCUGAAGUUGGCAAACUCAACAAA